AUGUCCAUAGAGAACCUAACAGAUAUUGGAAAAGGUGAAAUCACUGGUGUUCUUGACUUCUGUAAGCCCCGGGGCCUACCUCGGAGGAGAGGGGUCGCGGCGCCAGCUAGCAACGGACCCCCUCCCGGUUCCUGGGCCUGGCGGCGCGGCGGCGGCGGCGGCUCGGUAGUGAGGAGGCGGGGAAGCGGGUGUCCGGCCCCCGCCGUGGAGGGCAUGGAGGUGGAUCUGGACCCGGAGCUGAUGCAGAAGUUCAGCUGUUUGGGCACCACCGACAAGGACGUGCUCAUCUCCGAGUUCCAGCGGCUGCUUGGCUUCCAGCUCAACCCGGCUGGCUGCGCCUUCUUCCUGGACAUGACCAACUGGAACUUACAGGCAGCAAUUGGAGCCUAUUAUGACUUUGAGAGCCCAAACAUCAGUGUGCCCUCCAUGUCCUUUGUUAAAGAUGUCACCAUAGGAGAAGGGGAGUCAAUACCUCCUGAUACUCAGUUUAUAAAAACAUGGCGGAUCCAGAAUUCUGGGGCAGAGGCCUGGCCUCCAGGGGUUUGUCUUAAGUAUUAUGUCGGGGGAGACCAGUUUGGACAUGUGAACAUGGUGAUGGUGAGAUCAUUAGAGCCACAAGAAAUUGCAGAUGUCAGCGUCCAGAUGUGCAGCCCCAGCAGAGCAGGAAUGUAUCAGGGACAGUGGCGGAUGUGCACUGCUACAGGACUCUAUUAUGGAGAUGCCAUCUGGGUGAUUCUCAGUGUGGAGGUGGGUGGACUGUUAGGAGUAACGCAGCAGCUGUCAUCUUUUGAAACGGAGUUCAACACACAGCCUCAUCGCAAGGUAGAAGGAAACUUCAACCCGUUUGCCUCUCCCCAAAAGAACCGACAAUCAGAUGAAAACAACUUAAAAGACCCUGGGGGUUCCGGGUUCGACUCGAUCAGCAAAAACACAUGGGCUCCUGCUCCUGACCAAACCGAGCAAGAUCAGAAUAGACUCUCACAGAACUCUGUAAAUCUGUCCCCCAGCAGUCACGCAAACAACUUAUCAAUAGUGACUUACAGUAAGGUAGGUGCCCUCGGAGAAGAGGAGAAGGGAUAGGUGGUGGGCCUUGGGAUUCGUGAUACCCCUUCUUGGCAAACCUAGAAUCCUGACUGCCACUCAGUGGAGGUGGCUCUGUGAGACUGCUCACCUCUUCUGCCAACACCAGCAACACAAAUGCCUACCCCUUCUCCCCUCCCCCACCCCACAUCUUGUGGAUAUUGCUGCAUCCACAUUUUAUAAUUUACUCCCAUCUCUCUGUUCUGGUUUGAAUGUUGAAAGACGGACUUUUUUUUUUAAAAACCAUAUUAGCAUUUACAAAACAAAAGCAAAUGUCAAAAUAUCACUAGCCAUGCUUCCAGUGUGGAUGUAUACAAAGCUGAGAGCACAACAACACACAUUAGGGAUUUGUUUCUAAUUGAUUGUUUGAGGUGCUCCCCCCAUGAGUAGAAAGAGAAACUCAGUUAUCUUGUCCUUA
Messenger RNA from Marmota monax (woodchuck), 1498 nucleotides. RefSeq names its product protein ILRUN. The transcript is spliced from 3 exons. The coding region runs from base 1 to 1080 and encodes 359 amino acids. Gene Ontology annotation, biological process: macroautophagy. The record is from RefSeq and is a predicted model, not a curated record. Gene Ontology annotation, cellular component: phagophore assembly site. NCBI's taxonomy places the organism in Eukaryota, Metazoa, Chordata, Mammalia, Rodentia, Sciuridae. Gene Ontology annotation, molecular function: ubiquitin binding.